Amoebophrya sp. A120 is the source of this 5343-nucleotide messenger RNA. The record is from the annotation of a GenBank genome assembly. Lineage: Eukaryota; Dinophyceae; Syndiniales; Amoebophryaceae.
CACCAAAAUGGAAUCUCGAAGAUCGAUGUUAAAAGGUCGCACUGCUUCUGUACAGAAAGAAAAAUCACAUAUCGGUAAGAGACCAAAGUUGGAAAAUGGAUGCAAUACUUAAUAGAUCGGUCGGUGCUGCAACGGACGGUUGAGGUCGGCAAUGAACUCUAGAGAAUUGAAAGGUUCUUUCGCAAAAGGGCUCACGCGCUACUGCGACAGGUCAGAUCAAGAUGAUGCAAAACUUUCGAAAUCGAAACAGGAUUCUGUGCGGAUUUGCAAAUCAGAUCUCACAUAAUCUACAAUUGAUAGAUACGUUUUACAGCACAAAAACCAAAAAGAAAAUCACGUCUAAUCAUUGCAACGAAUUAAUGAAAGUGUGUAUUCGCAUAAUUGUAGCACUACAGUCCACCGAAGCUGAAACAUCAUUUUGACUAUAUACUUUGCGAUAAGUAACAAGUAUAGCCUACUCCUUCCUGGCGCUGACCUGGAAGUUUUGCUGCAAGUAGGAUUUUGCGAAAGAAUUGUAGUGGAUUAUAAGAUCGAGAAUUGCAACUCUUGAUUUUGUUUGUCCUGUGGGAAUCCUAACGAACUAAACCAACUUUACUCACAAACUUCAAAGCCGCCGGGCUCAGAAGUUUUUGGGUCGAAAGGAAAUAUCUGGUAGUCAGAAGUUUUUGGCUCGAAAGUACUAUGAUUUUUCGCGGCUCGUGGGUUCUCGUGCUCCUGGCCGCCGUGCGGUCGGGGCUGUCCGCGUCGGGCCCUAGUAGCACUAGCAUUCGUUCCGGGAGGGAACCGGAACCUGCAGCAUCACCGUUGCGUGGUGAUGGUCCAACUUACACCCAUGCACAAGGUGCUCCAGCAGCGGGUUCUGCUUCAGAUGGACCGGACUCGGACAGCGAGGGCGGAAGUGAGUUCUGGGAUUCGUCGGGGAGCAGCGGAUCCGAAUCUUCGUCCGAAAAUUCGCGAACCGGAGGUGGAGCCGCCGCUCGGGCUGGGGGAAAUGAUCGCGGUCGGCGAAGAACUGUGAAGAAGAGAACGAGGACUAGUAGAAAGCGGUCAUCCUCAUCAAGUUCGAGUUCAUCGCGAAAUAAAUCACGAACGCAGGAGGACCGUGGCAGCGCGAGUCGAAGCGCAGCCGCGGGUAGUAGUGGUCCCUCCAGCGAUCUUGUUCUUCGUGAGCCGGCGCGUGAACAAAGUACGAGUGGUCGUCGUCAAGAUCUUCUUACAAGGAACUCCCCGGACCACGACGAGCAGCAUCAAGACAACUUCCCGGACGAGCAACAAGGGAGCUGCAGCAUUUGCUUGGAAGACGCGGCAAACCUGGGGCCAGAGAACGCGUUGAUGCAACCCCCGACGCAGAUGCGGUGCCAAUGCAAAGAGGGCAUGUGUCACGAGUGCCUGUGCGAUGUACUGAUGACUGGUGCGUACAACAACAUGUUGGCACGUCCCUACACACCGCGCACGGUCGUCGAAGGGCGUAACGGCUUCUACCGAGGAUAUAACGGUAGCAUCCUGUGCCACCGGCUUUCGUACGACGAGGCGCUGAAGUGUACGGCGUGCAGCAAGAAGUACACCGCCGUGGCGUUACACGCCCUCCUUCGGCAAUGGACACUCCGCCUCGUGGCGAAAAACUGGAAGAAGCAGGGUCGUCCUUGGAUUCUCGCUCCCGAGCUUUUGCCCGAAACCGUUGAAGGGGAGCCCGAGCGGUCUUUGCGCGAAACAGUUGAAAGCAAUCUCGAGGAGCUGGUAGCUCGGCAUAGAAGGGGGCCCAGUGACGUGCGCCCGCCGGGGGUGGUGUACAUGGACAACGUAUUUAACGCGCAAGAAGUAGAAAAGUAUCUAUCCUUGGAUGAGAUCAGUGUUUUCCGGGUCUAGUCAGGACUUGAGUUCAUGAUGCACUUGUUCACUACGGGGUAAGGAAAUCGGAAGCGUCCGUUAGUAUAACAUAAUCACGUUGUUGAAUUUUCAUGCCACCUCUCAGCCACGCAUUUUAUUUAGCAGUGUGUCUGUGUAACCUUUUGUAUGACUCGGACGAACAAGUAGUGGAUUCAGUGUUCAUUGGCAGGCUCUGGAGAACGAUCAUCUUGAGGGGUAUAGCACUGGCAGAGCGCCGACGCACGAUUUCGUCUAAACGAGCGGUGGAUUUCCUGGUACCAGAAUCUCUCACUCGUUGCCGCGGGGUACGCGCUUAAAGGGGGCGGAGAAAAUAUCUAUUUUUUCGAGACCGAGAUGGCCAACGGAAACGGUGCUACGGCUCCAGCGGCAAGGGCGGAAUUCGAAAGCUGGAGGCAAACGGAGCCUCCUCAACCAGCGGGACGUUCCGAAAGUCGACGACGGCCCAAGAAGACCCCGGAUGUGCAGGCACCAGAUGCGCGGCAACAAUUCAUGGCGGACUUGCUGCUCCAGCGUGACAAUAAAUUUGGGAAGACGUUACUGCUGGAUGCAAUGGACACGCAUCUCGAGACGCGUGUUGGAACGAUCUAUCACAGCCAGUCUGCAGAAAGUGCGUCCCGUCUGGACUUCGUCUGGCAGCUAGCUGUUACUUUUUUGACUCCAGACCAGAUGCGCAAACUACUGUUGACCAGAGCGCGGGACGGCCGGACGGUCUUGCAUGCCGCGGCGCAGUUGGCCACCCACGAGGUCGCCUUGGACUUUCGCCCACUUGAAAAGGUGGUGCCAGAACUUGUGCGAUUCGCCCUGUUGGCGAUGCCUCUGCAGUUGCGGCUGAUUGCAACCUGGUUGUCGGUCAAAGAGCAGCGGACCCUCCUGUUCCAGACACACACACAAGUUAGCUCAUCCGGAGUUCUUACAGGCGAUAUUGAAGAUGCCCGUGGCCGUGGUGAACCAGAUCUUCGAUAUUCCGCCUGGGUCAACAGUGCGCGCUACAGCGAGAAGCAUCGUACAUUACCACACCGGGGUGCAAUCGUGCCCGCACCAUACAGGCACAGCGGCGAGGAGGCGGGCUCCGUCAUAUUGCAAGUUUUGGACGAAAGCUGUGCGGCUCCGGCGAGAUUUGCUACCGGUGGUCCUCCCACAACUGACGCAGCGACCGAGAGCCGCUCGGGCUCGGCCCGACGAGAAAGCUCGGGUCUUGUCCGCAGAGUGCGGAGGAGCGCCGCCGCCCUUGUUGGACGAGGAAGCAAACCACAGAAGCCUGUGACACCUCCUGCCGCGCCGGCGCAGAGAACGGGCGUCGCUCUCGAGAAGUGCCGGGCCAAGAAUGAGGACGCGCUGCUCUACGCGCGGACGGAGGGCGCGUCGCGGUUGCAUGUCAUCCGCCUGGCAGCGCCAUCCACAGUCGAGUGGGUACUGCAGAAGGUCCGGGCCGAUGACCGGAAAGUGGUGCGGAAACGGGAGAUGAAACGUUUCAAGCGCCAUUUCGAAAGACGCGACACAGGGCACGGUCCCGGCGACCCCAGCCUGGAAGACUUGCAAAAUUGCCUCGACGAGCACCGGCUCUGUCGCCAGUUUGCGUUUUUGUUGCACGCGGCAGAGAGCGCUGGGAGCCCUGGCGAACCGUUCUACCGGGGCGCCGGCCUGGAGUCCAGCACGCGGUUGCGCGUGCUGCUGCACUUGGUGGGCUACAACGACGGCCUGACGGACGCCACGUCGCUGACUUCGGACGACCACCUGGCCAGGUUGCAACACGCUUAUGAUGCGGUUAGAGGCCGCUUCGAACAGGACGCCCGCAAUCCAUUCGGACUCCAGGACAGUGGCUCCGGUAGCGCGCGUGCCCUGCUGUGGGUGUGGCGCACCCUGUUGCGGAAGACACCGGAGUUUCGCGACAUCCGUCACACCAUCUGGGAAAGCUACGCAGGUGCGACAAUCCCGAUGGACGCGCACCAGAUCACGUCGUGGUCCACGCGGGAGGAAGAGCUGGAGCUAUUAAAACGUGACGUUGGCACGAAACUUCGGCUCGGCGAGGAAAGUGCAGAUCCAGCCGUUGCGGACCUGGAACAAUGUCUGGAGCUGUAUCUUCUGUGCCACAAGUUUGCCUUUCUCCUGCACCACACCGACAGUGCCUCCACUGGCGUAACACCAGUGCAUUACGCAGCAGGCCGGGGCGAUUGGCGCGCGGUCGAAACCGUGAUCCAGGUGCGGCCAGGGGGGUCUUCAGAGGGUGAACAAAACGCGGGUGCCGUGGGGGCCUUGUUCUGGGUGUGGGAAAAGCUACUGAUGGCAGAAUGGCAGAGAGAAGUCGGAAACAACGUUAUACACACCGUGACUCGUCUUCCCGGCGGAAUUGAAACUAUCACUACUAGAUACGAGAUGAACGCGGACCGGCUUGAGGAGCUUGCGGACCUUUUGCACGUGACUGUCGUGCGGGCUGGGCGAAGCGGCGACUUGCCGCAACUGGAGCGGGCAAUAUUGUACACGAAGGUCCACGAAGAUGGAGAUAUUAGUGUUCUGCACUCUGCCGGCGGUGCGAGACUGGAUUGGUUCCUCGAAAGAAUUCGGUUGGACCGGCAGGGCGUGGUGGCCACGACGGAAAUGGAGCAUUUCAACAAAGGCAGUUAUUUGCAAAAAAGUGACGCCCCGAAAAGAAAGGAUUUGGACGCAUGUCUAAAAACGAACGGGCGGUGCAGACAGUUCGCGUUUUUACUCCAUGCCGUGGAUGCAAACGGGAACACGGCGCUGCACGAGGCUGUGGCUGUGGCAGAUCUAGAUUUAUCAAAAGCUGAAAAGCUCAUUGGACGUCAGCACCUGAACUUUAUCAGGAACGCGGCUGGCCAAACCGUAAACACAUUGAAGCCGUUUGGCGACCCGGGGAAAGACUACAGCAAUAACGACCGCGCUCUACAGUGGAUCUGGAAACUGCUGCUGAACAAGCCGAACAACGAAGGUAGAGCAGCGAAAGACGUGUUCGCCAGUGCAAGCGAUGCCUGGUACGCGGAAAAUGGCCAACAUGCAGUGUCGUUUGCUAUAGGGAAACUUCGCAAGAUGUUUAGAGAGUUGCAACCGAUGCUGAUGACGCUCUCAGGCAGAGGCGAAAGUAUAAGUUCUGCAUCUAAAUAAUGCUGGUACAACAAUUGUUAAGAUGUGAAAGAAGAAAAUGUCACAAGGAAGCGAUCAUCGAUUUGGAUUUCGAAUUGAUAAUCAUUUUUUUCUGUCGUGACUCUAAAGAAGAUGACAUUUUGCUGUGGAAUACGAGGUGGUGACUGGCAGUGGGAAAGGUGCUAAAAGCGACAUGCAAUACUAGAGCUGUUGUAGAGUGAUGCCUUACUAGAGGUGCAGAUGACUGCACAGACAGUUGGCUGCAUGUCGAUGCAAACAAGGUCCCACUUGGGCAUCAAAUAACAACAAUUCAGUGGAGAACUCGCCCUCACAAAAGUUUGUCAAAACCGAAUCUGG